GUAAAAUUGAAUACUUAUAUAUAGACGCAACAUAUGUAUAUUUUGAUGAACAUUUGCAAAAGAAUCACUAAUUCUCUAAAAAAUUUACUUCAAAUAUUAUUCCUUGUUUUCCCCAAAAUUGCGUGGAUGUCACGCUCGGUCAUUAGAAGUGUGCAAUCUCUUGGAUAUAGGAUAAGAGAGCUCUGGAUAUAUAGUAUCAUCAAUAUUUUAUCAAAUUACAAAAAUUUCAUCAAAUUUUCACCCUUAUAGCAUUCGUACCCUUAAUUCUUCAUUCUCUGCCCUCCAUCGUUUUAUCUAACAGAGACGAUAAAAGAAUUUUCAAGUUAUCGAAAGAGCAAUUAUGAUAUCUUCCAGACAGUCUUAGCAAUGAUGAAAUCGCCUCUUAACUUUCUUUGUUAUCCUAUAUCGUAGAGAUUUGCUCUAUAUAACUAAAAAAUUUCCCAAUUACUCUAAAUUAAAGAUGGUUGAAAAUGUAAUCUCCAAGUCUCCAAAUCUCUGCUAGUUAGGCUUAACUCUUAAGCCACCAAAAGAAACCAUCUCAGUAAAAUUAAUCUGUACUUUACAAGCAAGUCUAUUGACUUUAGAGCACAUGAUGAAGCUCUCAUACUUGCACUAAUAAAACAUCUUAACUAGAGGUUAUGCACAAAUUUGGCACCAAAAACUAGCUGUCCGUGCUCUAAAAAGCAUUAUGAGCCCAGAGUUGCUUCUAAGAGCUAGUAGAAAAGUUUACAUGCUUUGCAUAUAGACAUAACCAUUCGCUUAAAGCAGACAUUGUUGUAUAUCGAUUUUAUAAAAUUGAUUAAUCUGUCGACAGAGAGUUAUUAAAAUUCCUAAUUUUU
Messenger RNA from Moneuplotes crassus, 839 nucleotides. The record is from the annotation of a GenBank genome assembly. Lineage: Eukaryota; Ciliophora; Spirotrichea; Euplotida; Euplotidae.